Molecule: messenger RNA, 2684 nt
Organism: Chelmon rostratus (copperband butterflyfish)
Lineage: Eukaryota; Metazoa; Chordata; Actinopteri; Chaetodontiformes; Chaetodontidae
Product: kunitz-type protease inhibitor 1-like
Exons: 10
Coding region: 258-1778 (506 amino acids)
Molecular function (GO): protein binding; serine-type endopeptidase inhibitor activity
Source: RefSeq, a predicted model, not a curated record
UCGGCUGCUUCCUGUAUGUGAGCAGGUGAGACACACCUGAGGAGGUGAACAGAGAAGGCAGAGAAACAACAGAGCAGACACAUUUUAUUCUGAGCGCUUUCUCUGUUUAAUGAUUUCAAGUUUUUAGUAACGACUGAACGGAAAACGCUUCCGGUUCUACUGUUGACGCUUGAAACUUUCAGAGCGGAGCGGUGAGACGCGUCAGGAGGCGGUGAACUGUUUUCUUCCUGCUACGUUCACUGUGACUGCAGCUGAAAAUGCCUCCAUCUUCCUCUUCCUCCCCCCUGCUGCCUCUACUCCUCCUCCUCCCCCUUUUGUGGCCCGCCGCAGCGGCGGAGAACGCGGACUGCCGCGGCAUUUUCCGCGCCGGUCAGGAGAACUUCGUGCUGGACACGGAGGACGCGGUGAGGGAGGGAGCGGCUCUGCUGGCCACCGCGCAUGUGCGCUCCGCGGAGGACUGUGAGCGCGCGUGCUGCGAGGACCCGCGCUGCAACCAGGUGCUGCUGGAGCCGCGCGGAACCGGAGCGGCAGCGGCAGCGGCAGAGAACCACACCUGCGUCCUGUUCAACUGCGUCCACAGAAACCGCUUCGUGUGCAGGUUCGUGAACAAGGCCGGAUACCGGAGCUACGUCAGAGAGUCCGUGUUCGUAAAAUACCUGCAGGGACCAGGUGAGCAGACUCCGCCCAUCGCCAUCCCGGGUCGUGAUGUCAUCACUCAGCCUGGACAGACUGUGACGCUCAACGGCAUCGAGAGCCUGGCACUGGGCGACGCCCAUAUCACCGACUACCAGUGGGCUCAGCAGCACGGAGAUGACGGCGUCAAGAUGGAGAAGACCGACAUACCUGACCAGGUGAGACUCUCCAACCUGCAGCCGGGCUCCUACGUCUUCCAGCUGACUGUCACCGACUCCAAGGACCAAUCACACUCGGCCAAGGUCACCGUCGUCGUCCUCAGCCCCGAGCUGUCCACCUUGUACUGUCGAGCUCCGCUGAAGGUCGGCCCAUGUCGUGCUUCGUUUCCUCGUUGGCGUUACGACGCUGCAACGGGCGGCUGUGAGCAGUUUGUGUACGGAGGCUGUAAAGCAAACAACAACAACUUCCUGUCAGAGAAAGAGUGUUUGUCUGCCUGCAGCGGAGUCACAGUAACAUCAGAGAGGAGCGUCGCUCUGCCCUCUGCUGAGGUGUGUGGGUUGGCAUCAUGUCAUUCCAAUCAGAUGACCUGCGGCAGCGGCUGCUGUCUAGACAGAAGUCUGGAGUGUGAUGGUGUGAAGCAAUGCAGCGACGGAUCAGACGAGGACCACUGCAGCAAACUGAACCAGACCUUCACCCGCCUGCUGAACAUUGACGUGAACCAGAAGGAAGCUCGGUGCUCAGAGCCCCCCCACACCGGCCCAUGUCGGGCGAGUUUCACCCGUUGGUACUACGACCCUCUGAACAGGAAGUGCUACCGCUUCACCUUCGGCGGCUGUGACGCCAACGGAAACAACUUUGAGGCCGAAAAAAAGUGCAGCGAGACCUGCGACGGAGUGACUGAGCAGAACGUGUUCUUCAGAGGGAUGUUUGAACGCUUUGAGACGGAGGAUGAAAGUGACUCCGGUAACAUCGCGCUGGCUGUUCUUCUGUCAGUGGCCAUCUUGGCUCUGCUGGCGAUCCUCACCUACUGCUUCCUCAAGUCCAGGAAGGAGCGCUCCCAUAUGCCCGUCCCCCCAGGCCCCGCCCACGUGGCGCUGUCAGAGGAGGACGGGCUCGUUUACAACAGCACCACCAAACCUGUAUGACAUCAUCAGCACUGUCACCAUGGCAACACCGUCAGCUGCUGCCUGGCGCGUUGGUUGGUUUCUGUUUCUGCUGUUUUUCAGGUGAACGACACCUUUGUGGGUCUUUGUCCGGAUUGAAACAUCUCAACAGCUCUGAUGGAUCGUGACGGCCGCUCGUGCUCCCCUCAGGAUGAACUGGAAUAACUUUAUUGAUCCUCUGACGUUUCAUCAGCGCCACCAUCAGGUCAACAGUUUGAUUCGUCCAGCGCUUUGCUUCAUGAGCGAACACCUGCAGAACUAAUGACGCUCCUAUCAGCCUCAGCUGGACUUACUAUACUGCUAAUUAGCUAAUGUUAGCAUGCUAACAUGCUGAGCUAACAUGGUGGUAAACAUCAGCAUGUUAGUGUCGUCACUGAGCGCACAUUAGCAUGCUGAUGUUAGCAUUAAGCUCAAAGUUGUUUUCUGCCUUCUCUUCUUGUUUUGUUUUUCUGCAGUUUUUGGUUGUUUCUGCUUGUUUUUAUUGUUUUCCUGCAGUUUCCUGAUGUUUUCUGUUGAUUUAAGUUUUUUUGUUGAAAGGAUGUUCCUGGAUUAUCAUCAGUCAGUCACAGUGUCGGGGAAAGUCUUCAUAAAACCAGCCAAGUUGAUUUUUUUAAUGUAAGCCUCACCAGCAUCUCUGUAGUUUGUGUUUUGUUCCCACAUCAAUCACGUUCGUUAACUCCAUACAUGAGUCUGUGUUUAAUAUAUUUAUGAAUUGUGUGUGUUUGGGUGUUUUUAGAAAAAGAGAAACAUGUAAAUGUUUGUUUGACUGUAAAUAUGAAGCUAUGUCAGAUAUGUUCUCUUAAGCAUCUCAGGUCGUUAAUAUCUGCCGUCAUCAUGUUUUUAAUGUUUUUAAUCUGCAGUUUGUCAAUAAAGUCACGUGGGAACAAG